Messenger RNA from Symbiodinium necroappetens, 545 nucleotides. The record is from the annotation of a GenBank genome assembly. NCBI's taxonomy places the organism in Eukaryota, Dinophyceae, Suessiales, Symbiodiniaceae.
AUGACUGCGUUUCCCGAAAACGUGAUCGUUUGGACGAGUGCGUGCGGUGCCUUGAGCGCCGUGGCGCAGCACGGCGUUGACACCACAGUGACGGAGGAGCACCUCUUCAAUUGCUUGCAGGCUGCAACUAAGGCCCUGACGCUUGCCAAGAGCCAGGAGAAUGGUUGGAAUCAGCAGGCCUCCUACUUGAGAGAGGAGGGUGUCAAAUUGCUAGCUGCAGUUUGCUGCGCUGCGCCCAACGUCGGGUGUUGGCUCCGGCAAAAUUCGGAGACCAUGGAGGCACAGUUGGGCGAGACCAUGGAGAUUGCCGUGUCGAUCGUUGCAAAGGACAAAGAACAGCGAUUCACAGAGGAGGCACUCAGGAACAAUCUGAUGGCCUUGGUGUACGUCGUGGGUCCAGAAGCAGCAAUUGUAAAAUCACUGCGCCAGUGGGGUGCACGGGCAAAUGUUGUUGGCGCAUGUUCGGAUGUGGUGGCUGAAACGAUGCGCCGGCAGCAUGCCUCCAUUUGCGAGGAGCCCGGCCCCUCUCUUAUCUCGCAGGCUAG